AUGAAUGCUUUAAUUAAUGCUUUACAUAAUGAAUUACAAAUCAGUGAAUCAUCAACAAUUAUUGAAAAACUGUUCCAUAUACAAACACAAUCACGUGUUACAUGUUGUUUAUGUAAAACAGAAGAUACGACAGAUGAAAGAACAACAUUUCUUCCAUUACCACUACCGUUACCUAAACUGCAUCCACAACAAAAAUGUUUACUACUUGAAGAUUUAUUAUCAUUCUUUUUCGAAGAAGACACUUUAGAUGGUGAUUAUUAUUGUCAAAAAUUUGAUACUAUGACACAGGCUAAACAAAAAACAAGCCUUCGUCAUCCUCUGCCACGUGUAAUUAUUAUACAAUUGAAACGUUUUACGUUUGAUGAUUCAAAUAAUAAAAUUCAUACAUUUGUUAGAUAUCCAUUGCAAAAUUUAAAUAUUGGAAAAUAUCUUGCCCAAACAUCAACUAAUGACACAUUCUACAAUUUAAUCGCGAUUUCUGUUCAUACUGGUAGUUCACAAUCAGGGGGACAUUAUACAACGUACGCUAAGAAUAAUGAUCAAAGCGAAUGGUAUUUGUUUAAUGAUAGCUUUCUCGAACCGGUUGAAAAGAAAAUUCAGGAUAAACAGCUAUUGACAAAACAUGCAUAUGUACUUGUUUAUCAGAAGACAGAAAUUUCCUAG
This is a messenger RNA of Didymodactylos carnosus, 663 nucleotides long. The record is from the annotation of a GenBank genome assembly. Lineage: Eukaryota; Metazoa; Rotifera; Eurotatoria; Philodinida; Philodinidae.